This is a messenger RNA of Closterium sp. NIES-65, 1617 nucleotides long. The record is from the annotation of a GenBank genome assembly. Lineage: Eukaryota; Viridiplantae; Streptophyta; Zygnematophyceae; Desmidiales; Closteriaceae.
AUGGAGCCGAUUACUAGGGAGUUCAAGGACCUGCUUUUCCUCAGCUAUGCAGACGAUACAUAUAUUUUGGGGCCAGCGGCUAGGAUUCUGGAGGCUUUUGGGGUGUUGCGGGAGCGGUUGGAGUGGGUGGGGCUGGAGGUGCAGGCGCACAAGUGCCGGUUUUGGGAGCGCGAGGGCAAGGGGGUGGAGCGGGCACUGCCAUUGGGGAUGCAGCGGGUGGAUGAGGGUCUUACUGUGGUGGGCGUGUCUAUUGGAGAGGAGGUUUGGGAGGUGGUCCGGCUACGAGAGCGGCUUCGACAGUUGCAGGCGCCACUGCCAUGGCUCCCCUUGCUCGACCACCCCCAGACGGCUUCACACCUCCUCGCCAUUGCAGUUUCAGCGCGGCCGAUGUACCUCGCCCGGACUAUGCCACCGCGUCCGGAGGUGGUUGAGGCUUUUAGGGAUUGGGACAACUGUUUAGAGGAUUGCUUUGAGCGGCUUUUCCCACCUGGCACUUGGGAGCAGGACCCCGACCGGUCUAGGCGCGCACGCAUGCAGCUGCAUCUCCCUGUGCGUCUCGGCGGGUUCGGGAUCCGGGCGGCGGCCUCUUUGAGCCCACUGUGCUAUGUUUGCGGGUGGGCGCAGGCCGCGCGUGACAUUGCACAGUUAGGGGUGGCGGGCGAGGAGGCGAUGUUUGUUGAGUACCUCACCACUUCGACAGGGGCAGAGUUUCUUGACCCGUGGUUUGUCAAGGCUCUCGAGCAGUUGCCAGCGACUAUCCGCCACGAGAUACCGGGCUUACCUGGCCCGGGGGCAGGUGCAUGGGUUUCGGCGGUUCCGGCUCACUCAGAUCUCACAUUCACUACGGCUGAGUGGGGCAUUGCUGCUGCUAUACGGCUCGGCCUCCCAAUUCAGCAGCUGCAAGUGGCGGGGAGGUGUGUUUGUGGCACAGCGUAUGUUGACCCAGCAGACCCGCACCAUGCCCUGAGAUGCAGGCACCAACAUGGUCCUUCUCGGGUGCAUGAUGAGGUGAAGUUUGCGGUGGCAAAGAUCUCUAAGGCGUCGGGGGGGGUGGUGACAUUGGAGGAUAGUGUGGUGCUGCAAGGGAAGCGGGUUGAUGUGGCGGUGCGACGUCCAAUGGCUGGAGAGGCUCACGCCCUAGAGAUCAGCGUCGCGGACCCGCUAUCGCUGUCUCCAUCACUGCUGGGACACUGCGGGCGUCAAAUAGGUGUGGCGGCAAGGGAAUGGGAGCGUCGCAAAACGAGUGAUUACGCGCCUCUGCUUGCACGCAAUCGGGGCGUGCAGUUCACCCCUUUGAUAGUUGAGACGUGGGGGUGUCUCGGCGGUCGUUUUCAGCGGAGGCUUCGUGAGCAGGGGGGUGUGCACGUGGGGCUAGCUGUGUCGCGGGGGGCUUGUCGAGAGGACGACUCUGUGUUUUCGGCUUAUCUUUUAGGGUCACUGAAGGCGCUCAUCGGGGUGGCGUUACAACGUGCGCAAGCCCGUGUCAUCCUGCUUCGAGCGGCGUCUUCCAUGGGGGGGAUUAACGUAGAUUUGGCGGAUCGGGAGAGGGACGAUGUCAAUGUGGAAGGCGGGGCUCUCUGGGUGGAGGCCCCGUACAUGGUCGAUACGUUGACGUGA